AUGCAGGACAAGAAGAUGCAACGAGCUGAAAGCAUAAUGUUUAGAGAAAGGAAAGUGAGAGAAUUAAUGGUGGACAAGAAGAGGCUAGUGGAGGUGCCGUACACGGCGUCGCUGGCUCACACUAUGAACGCACUGGUAGCGAACAAGGUGGUGGCGGUGCCGGUGGCUGCCCCUCCGGGUCAGUGGAUCGGUGCCGGAGGGUCUAUGAUCGUGGAGUCCGAUAAGCAAACCGGGGCUGUGCGAAAGCAUUACAUAGGGAUGGUGACAAUGCUGGAUAUUGUGGCACACAUCGCCGGCGAUGAUGACGGCGGCCGUUUGUACGGUGGUGAUGGCACAGAGGAUCUUGAUCAACGGAUGUCCGUCCCCGUCUCCUCCAUCAUCGGGCACUGCUUCGAAGGGCUUAGCUUAUGGACUCUCAAUCCAAAUACAAGCGUAAUAGAAAGUAUGGAAGUGCUGAGCAAAGGAGUGCAUCGUGCGCUGGUGCCAAUGGACAGCCAAAUGGAGAACGUAUCGCCCGUAGGAGUGGAACUAGUGGAAUCUGCUUCCAGCUACAGAAUGCUCACUCAGAUGGACGUCCUUAGGUUCAUGAAAGAACACUCUGCUGAUUAUGAGCUUCAGAGUGUUCUUUCACGCUCUGUUCACCAACUCGCCGCCAUCAACCACGACGUCUACGCCAUUACCGACCGCACCAAGCUCAUCGACGCCAUUAAGUGUCUGAAAACCGCCAUGCUAAACGCCGUCCCUAUCGUCACAUCCUCUGAUCUUGUCGACCAACAAGAUCACAACCACCUCAUUCACGGGAGAGGGAGGAAGCUGAUAGGGACAUUCUCUGCGACUGAUUUGAGGGGAUGUUACGUGGCGACAUUGAAGUCAUGGUUGGGUACGAGUGCGCUUGCUUUCACUGAGGAGGUUGGGACGAGUCCACUCUACUCGCCCAGCAACAACGCUGCUGCCACGUGGACAAGGGAGCUGGUGACGUGUCAGGCUGAGUCACCAUUGUCUGAAGUGAUAGAGAAGGCAGUGGGUAAGCACGUGCACAGGGUGUGGGUGGUGGAUGAGGAUGGUUUGCUGGUGGGGCUUGUGUCUCUCACUGAUGUUAUUCGAGUAACAAGGCUUUCUCUCAUAUCAGAUUGA
Messenger RNA from Neltuma alba, 1134 nucleotides. RefSeq names its product SNF1-related protein kinase regulatory subunit gamma-like PV42a. The record is from RefSeq and is a predicted model, not a curated record. The transcript has 3 exons. The coding region runs from base 1 to 1134 and encodes 377 amino acids. Gene Ontology annotation, cellular component: nucleus; cytoplasm. Lineage: Eukaryota; Viridiplantae; Streptophyta; Magnoliopsida; Fabales; Fabaceae.